AUGGCCAACAAGGAUUACUACGGCGGUCAGCAACAACAAUACUACCCACCCCAAGGUCCACCACCAGGACAGGGGGGUUACUAUCCCCAACAACCCCAACAAUCGUACGGAGGGCAGCCUUACGGUCAAUCUUAUGGCGGACCUGGUUACCAACCUCAACCACCACCGCAGACAGUUUACGUGUCAGUACAUAACCCUGCACACAACAACCUGCUCAGUCCAGUGGUGCUGGUGGAGGCGCUGGCUGCCUGGCUUGUCUCGCUGGUGCAUGUCUUUGCUGCUGUGCCGAGGAGGCACUUUGCGACUGUCUAUUUUGAUGAGAACCCACUCAUGAUCACGCUGUAUAUGUCGGCUGGAUGCCUUUAUGCUACAAUGGACACGAACCUUUACUUUCUCUCCUUGGUUAUGAGCCAUCCUGAUUUCUAUUCGUUGGACUACGAUACCGUACUUCGUGAUAGUGUCGUUUCUGAAUGA
This is a messenger RNA of Suillus fuscotomentosus, 474 nucleotides long. RefSeq lists its product as uncharacterized. The transcript is spliced from 5 exons. NCBI's taxonomy places the organism in Eukaryota, Fungi, Basidiomycota, Agaricomycetes, Boletales, Suillaceae. The record is from RefSeq and is a predicted model, not a curated record. The coding region runs from base 1 to 474 and encodes 157 amino acids.